AUGCUUAAGACAUACACUGGAGAGCCAUUGGCACCAGAAGGGGUCAUCAAAGUACAAGUAAAAUUAAAUAAGCAGUGUGCUGAUUUGCCCUUGUACGUAGUGAAAGUUGAUGCACCUCCACUGUUUGGUAGAGAGUGGCUGAGGGUUAUUAAACUGAACUGGAAAGACUUAAAGACUGUGCAUGCCAUUGAGCGAAGAGAGAAAGACAACUUAAAGACGGUGUUAAAGAGACACUCAGCUGUUUUCUCUACAGAGUUAGGCACAAUGAAACAGAUUAAAGCCACACUGACUGUUAGACCUAACAGUGUACCCAAAUUCUGCCCCCCACGUAAUGUGCCCUAUGCUCUUCGACCUCGGGUGGAGGCCGAGCUGAAGCGCCUAACUGAGCUUGGGGUGAUCUCACCAUUGGAGAAUAGUGAGUGGGCCACACCUGUGGUGCCUGUAAUCAAGAAGGAUGGCACAGUGAGACUGUGUGGCGAUUUCAAGGUCACCCUCAACCAAGUUCUCUGCGUGGAUAGAUAUCCAAUACCACGCAUUGAAGACAUUUUUGCCUCUCUAGCAGGAGGGCAACACUUCAGUAAGUUAGACUUAUCGAAUGCCUAUCUACAGAUGGAGGUAGAAGAGAAGUGUAGGAAGCUGCUGACUAUCUCCACACAAAAAGGGCUAUUCCGCUUUAAUCGCUUGCCCUUUGGCGUAGCGUCAUCACCUGGCUUGUUCCAAAAGGCUAUGGACCAAGUACUGCUUGGACUGCCUUACACACACUGUUACCUGGACGACAUCCUCAUCAGUGGUCCUGAUGAACAGACUCACCUCAAAGCGCUGGAUUCAGUCCUCGGCAGGCUAGAGGAGUAUGGCCUGCAUCUCAAACAAGAGAAGUGUCUGUUUUUCCAGGAGUCUGUGGAAUACUUGGGCCACAUCAUUGACGCGGCUGGGCUCCACAAAUCACCCGAGAAGGUACGUGCUAUUGUGGAAGCACCAGCACCAUGUGAUGUCAGCCAGCUACGUUCUUUCCUAGGGAUGCUGAACUAUUAUGGACGUUUCAUUCCUGAUCUAGCCACUGUCCUAAAACCACUGAAUGAACUGCUUAACAAAGGGAAGCAAUGGCAGUGGACAGUAGACUGUGAGUCAGCUUUCCAGAAAGCAAAAGCACUUCUAGUAUCACAGGAAGUAUUGACUCACUACAAUCCUGAGCUGCCCCUUCGCCUUGCAUGCGAUGCUUCACCAUAUGGGGUCGGAGCUGUGCUCUCGCACGCUAUGCCUGAUGGAGAGGAACGACCUAUAGCGUAUGCUUCACGAACACUCAGCAAGGCAGAACAAAACUAUGCUCAGAUAGAGAGGGAAGCGCUAGCGAUAGUCUUUGGAGUUCGCAAGUUCCAUCAGUACCUCUAUGGUAACAAGUUUACCCUACUCACUGACCAUCGCCCGCUGACCUCCAUCUUAAGUCCAGUGAAAAGUACGCCGUCAAUGGCUGCAGCCCGAAUGCAGCGCUGGGCACUGCUCCUAUCAGCGCAUGAGUAUACCAUCCAAUACCGGAAAGGUGCACUACAUGCAAAUGCAGAUGGACUUUCACGCUUACCACUCUCCCACACACAUAAAGAGAAGCUAGGCGCAGUAGAGGUGUUCUACACAUCUGAGUUGGACACACUACCAGUCAGUAACACUGAGAUCAAACGUGACACCCUGUCUGACCCCACCUUGUCUCGUGUCCAAGAAAUUGUCUCAACUGGUCGUUUUCCAGCUGCAAAGGACGCAGGCGAAGAGCUGUCGCCCUAUCUGUUGAGCCGGCAUGAUCUCACCAUACAACAGGGAUGCCUCAUGUGGGGUAUGAGAGUGAUUGUGCCACCUAAACUGCACCCCCGGGUUCUGAAAGAGCUCCACACAGCACAUCCAGGUGUAGUGAGGAUGAAGAGCUUGGCACGCAGUUAUGUGUGGUGGCCCGGCAUCGACUCUCAAAUUGAGCUUCACGCUAAAUCCUGCCCCCCGUGUCAGAGCGUACAAAAAGCACCUGGGCUAGCACCUCUACACCCUUGGAUGUGGCCCUUCAGUCCUUGGGAAAGGAUACAUGUGGAUUUUGCAGGUCCUUUUGAAGGACAUAUGUACCUGAUCACUGUGGACGCCCAUUCCAAGUGGCCUGAAGUGCAUAUCAUGGACAGCACUACAGCCAGCAAGACCAUUCAAGUGCUCAGGGGCCUUUUUAGUCGCCAUGGAAUUCCGCACAUCCUUGUGAGCGACAACGGACCUCAGUUCUGCUCUGAAGAAUUCAGUGCAUUCUUGAAGUCCAAUGGAGUCAAACACAUCUGCUCAGCGCCGUAUCAUCCUGCUACCAAUGGCUUGGCCGAGCGUUUUGUGCGCACAUUCAAACAGGCUUUAAAAUCAUCCAAAGGCACCGGAAUGGUGCAACAACGCCUUGACACGUUCCUGCUGGCAUACCGCAACAUCCCCCACACCACAACAACUGAAACGCCAGCCAUGUUGUUCCUUGGACGCCGGCUGCGUUCUCGUCUGGAUUUCCUGAAACCCAGUGUUGCUGGAACAGUGCACAGAUCACAGGAUGCCCAACAACAACGCCGCCAUCAACACUCAAAGGACAGGCAGUUUGAUGUUGGGGAUCCAGUCCUUGUGCGUGACUAUAGGAAGGGGGAGGAGAAGUGGACACAAGGUACUGUUGUGGAAAAGACAGGCCCAGUGUCGUACAGGGUAAAUGUGGGAGUACCAGGGGUAUGGAAACGCCAUGUGGAUCAGAUGCUGACACGCCCCGAUCCAGAGCUGCAGCAGACUGCAGUGAACCUUUCUCUACCAGAGGACCUAUCUCAGAGUGAUAUCUGCACCACACUUCACUCUAAAACACCUCCCCCACAAGAGCCUGACGAUCGAGUUCCUCAGCACACAGAAUCGCCACAAACACACCAGUCCACUGAACCACCACAGACUGGUGUAACUGCAGUAACAGAGACAGUAAGACGCUAUCCUGUGAGGAUCACUCAACCACCCGUACGUUACGGUACUGAGUGA
Messenger RNA from Clupea harengus (Atlantic herring), 3012 nucleotides. RefSeq lists its product as uncharacterized. The transcript has a single exon. Lineage: Eukaryota; Metazoa; Chordata; Actinopteri; Clupeiformes; Clupeidae. The record is from RefSeq and is a predicted model, not a curated record. The coding region runs from base 1 to 3012 and encodes 1003 amino acids.